Tuber aestivum (summer truffle) is the source of this 410-nucleotide messenger RNA. The record is from the annotation of a GenBank genome assembly. Lineage: Eukaryota; Fungi; Ascomycota; Pezizomycetes; Pezizales; Tuberaceae.
GCCUGGUGGCUAGCAAAUCAUCCUGAUUUUCCUAAUCUCUCCCAGCUUGCCUUUGAUACCUCUUGUGUUCCGGCGAUGUCUGCAGAAGUAGAACACGUAUCUAGUAGGUUUGGAGUCCUUUCAGUUUAAUUUUUAUUUCUGUAUUUAUACUUUAUUAAUAUGCUUCUAGUACAAAAAUCACAAUUACUGACUGCAGAAACCGACUCAGAGAAGACAUCAUUGAGGCUGGCAAGUAUCAAAAGUCCUGGGCACAAGCAGGUCUUAUUCCGUUCCAAGAUGCUUUUGUGAUUACCUCCUCUUUAGAGGAACUUGAGAAUCAAGCAUUGAAUAUAGAAGUCCGAUAUGUUGGAGGCCGUCUUCUCCUCGAUUCCUCCAGUGAGGAACAACAAUUACCAAUUAUAGCGAAAUAG